Molecule: messenger RNA, 642 nt
Organism: Polychytrium aggregatum
Lineage: Eukaryota; Fungi; Chytridiomycota; Chytridiomycetes; Polychytriales
Product: Clp protease proteolytic subunit /Translocation-enhancing protein tepa
Exons: 7
Biological process (GO): protein quality control for misfolded or incompletely synthesized proteins
Cellular component (GO): endopeptidase Clp complex
Molecular function (GO): serine-type endopeptidase activity; ATP-dependent peptidase activity; ATPase binding
Source: RefSeq, a predicted model, not a curated record
GUUCAGGGAGCAUUUGCGGCUCCCAUCAAGGCCCUCGGUAUUCCCUAUGUCAUCGAGUCAUCGCCACGGGGCGAGCGGGUCUUUGAUAUCUUCUCGCGCCUGCUCAAGGAGCGGAUUGUGAUGCUCAACGGCGAGGUGAACGACCACGUCUCAGCCAUCAUCGUCGCCCAGUUGCUCUUCCUGGAAGCCGAGAACAACGAGAAGCCCAUUCAUUUCUACAUCAACUCUCCUGGUGGUGUGGUCACGGCAGGAAUGGCUAUCUACGACACUUAUAUCCAAAGCCCGGUGCACACUCUCUGCAUUGGCCAGGCCUGCUCGAUGGGAUCGCUGUUGCUGACGGCCGGCGAACCGGGACACCGAUCGGCACUGAAGCAUGCUCGGGUGAUGAUCCACCAACCCAGGUCAGCCCACGCGAGAGCUGCCGGCCAAGCAACCGAUAUUGAAAUCCACGCACGCGAGAUUCUCAAGACCAGGGCCAUUCUCAACAACCUGUAUGUCCAGCACAGCAAGCAGCCCCUGGAAGUCAUCGAGCGAUCCAUGGAACGAGACAACUUUAUGAGCGCUGAGGAGGCCUUGACUUUCGGACUGGUUGACAAAGUCGUCACCAAGAAGGAGCCAACUCCCAAGGAGAAGCCGCAGUAG